This is a messenger RNA of Neogale vison (American mink), 9032 nucleotides long. It is a transcript of the gene MRTFB, whose product is annotated as myocardin related transcription factor B. The record is from RefSeq and is a predicted model, not a curated record. The transcript is spliced from 15 exons. NCBI's taxonomy places the organism in Eukaryota, Metazoa, Chordata, Mammalia, Carnivora, Mustelidae. The coding region runs from base 783 to 4028 and encodes 1081 amino acids. Gene Ontology annotation, biological process: smooth muscle cell differentiation.
ACCGGUGACGGCAGAAAGCCGCAAUUGCAGUACGUUUCCCUGUUACAAAGAGCCCUGGCUCUGCCAGGAGGAGCCGGACGCCACAAAAGAACUUGGGGAGUUCAGCGUCCCGGUCGUUAGGCAGGGCCGCUGGUGGCUUGUUUAUGCAGCGCGGUCCCUCCGCUGGGAGAAGACCCGCUUCCUUCGGAUGCCCUAGACUGCGCCGUUUGUGCAGCGGGAGAACUUACUGAGUAAUGAAUGUGCUCGUCUGGCUGAUAGAAAGUAUUUCCACAGCCUGCGGGUGUGUUUAUAGAGAGCCGGCGAGAGACCACAGGCAGCAAUUUGUCUUCUUAGGUAUCAGCAAAGUCUUCUCUUUUAACAACUACAGGAUUUAUUUUUAACUGCUUGACUCAGUGUUUGUCAGAUGAUUCGGACCAUCAAACUGCAGCUGGAAGUACCCAGCGCGCGGGGGAAGCUGGAAUGGCAAGGGGAAGGGGGCUGGCUGGGAAAAGGGGUGGGAUUUCAGCAUCGUGCCUCUGGGGCUCUGCCUCCCAACGUGGGAGAGAGUUGAGGGCUUCCAGCAGCACGAGUGUAUUUGCGGGUCAGGCUGGGAACUGAAUGGGAAUGGCUGCCUUCGGCUGCUUAAUGACAUAAUUGCCCAGCGACCGGGGUCUUGUGAGGAGGAACCCAGGAUCCAGGGACGGGGGACCGGGGACCAGAGCGUGCUGAGCGCUGGUCUCUGCUGCUCGGCGUAUUGCGCUUCGCUCCUGCUGGAUGCUGCCGGUCUCCAGAAGCCUCUCACCAUGAUCGAUAGCUCCAAGAAGCAGCAACAGGGCUUCCCAGAGAUUUUAACUGCUGGGGAUUUCGAGCCCUUAAAAGAAAAGGAAUGCCUUGAGGGGAGCAACCAGAAAAGUCUCAAGGAAGUGCUCCAGCUGAGGCUGCAGCAGAGGAGGACAAGGGAGCAACUGGUGGACCAGGGCAUCAUGCCACCUUUGAAGAGCCCAGCUGCAUUCCAUGAGCAGAUAAAAAGCUUGGAACGAGCCAGAACUGAAAACUUUUUGAAGCAUAAGAUUCGGAGCCGACCAGAUCGUUCUGAACUUGUCAGGAUGCACAUUUUAGAAGAGACAUUUGCAGAGCCGUCCCUGCAGGCCACGCAGAUGAAGCUGAAGCGCGCUCGGCUGGCGGAUGAUCUGAAUGAAAAGAUUGCUCAGCGACCUGGUCCGAUGGAGCUGGUCGAGAAGAACAUCCUUCCUGUGGACUCCAGUGUUAAGGAGGCAAUUAUAGGUGUUGGGAAGGAGGACUACCCUCAGACUCAGGGCGAUUUCUCGUUUGACGAAGACAGCAGUGAUGCCUUGUCUCCAGACCAGCCGGCCAGCCAGGAGUCACAGGGGUCAGCCGCGUCCCCAAGUGAGCCGAAAGUUAGCGAAUCUCCAUCUCCUGUGACUACAAGCACUCCAGCCCAGUUUACUUCAGUGUCCCCUGCAGUUCCUGAAUUCUUGAAAACUCCUCCUGUGGAUCAGCCCCCCACCAGGUCCACCGCACCUGUCGUCCCCACGAAUACCGUGUCCUCAGCAAAGCCUGGGCCGGCGCUAGUAAAGCAAAGCCAUCCCAAGAACCCCAACGACAAGCACCGCAGCAAGAAGUGCAAGGACCCCAAGCCGCGGGUGAAGAAGCUGAAGUACCACCAGUACAUCCCGCCCGACCAGAAGGGCGAGAAGAGCGAGCCGCAGAUGGACUCCAACUACGCGCGCCUGCUCCAGCAGCAGCAGCUCUUCCUGCAGCUGCAGAUCCUGAGCCAGCAGCAGCAGCACUACAACUACCAGACCAUCCUGCCCGCGCCGCUCAAGCCACUUAACGACAAAAAUAACAACAGUGGGAAUUCCACUCUGAACAGUACCACACCUAACCCUCCAAGACAGAAUACAUCUGCUCCUGUGAGAAAGCCGGGACCUCUGCCUUCUAGCUUGGAUGACUUAAAGGUGUCGGAACUGAAGACAGAACUGAAGUUAAGGGGUCUCCCAGUGUCGGGCACCAAACCGGACCUCAUUGAACGCCUGAAACCCUACCAGGAAAUGAACAACAGCAGUGUCACCGCGGGCGGCGUCCUGACAGUGCCCGCGUCUGCCAUCGUCACCAGUAACCCAGAAGUCACCGUGGCACUGCCCGUCACAACACUACACAACCCCGUGACCAGCUCGGGCUCCUCCUUCAAGGCAGAACUGCCACCUGCCGGCAGCAGCACCGCCGCCCAUGUUGAGACCGUCAGCUCCCCUCUGCCCAUCUCACCGUCCCCCUCCGAACAGUCCAGUCUCGGGACCGAGGACACAAACAUGGCAGACACCUUCACCGAGAUCAUGACCAUGAUGUCACCGGCGCAGUUCCUGUGCUCAUCCCCUCUGCGAGUGACGGGCCCCGAGGACAGCCCGAGCCCCACCAGCAGCACACUGUCGAGUCUGGAACUGGACGCAGCUGAGAAGGACCGCAAGCUGCAGGAGAAGGAGAAGCAGAUCGAGGAGCUCAAGAGGAAACUGGAACAAGAGCAGAAGCUUGUGGAAGUUCUGAAAAUGCAGCUCGAGGUGGAAAAGCGAGGGCAGCGGCAGCAGCCGCCGCUGGAACCGCCGCCCGGCACCGCGGCCAGCUCGGCGGCCAAGUUAGAUCCGAAACUCGGAGGCGCCGGCUCCUCCGUCAAGGAUGAGGCCUCACUCAGCGACUGCUCUGGCUCCAGGCAGCCGGGCCCGGGAGCCGGCCAGCCCGUCGGCCAGCCUCUCUCGGCGGCGGGCCAGGCCCUGGUGGCCAAGAAGGCGGUGGUGAUCAAGCAGGAGGUCGCCGUGGCCCAGGCGGAGCCGCCGAGCAUCGUCCCACAGUUUUACGUGAGUUCGCAGGGACAGCCGCCGCCUGCCGGUGUCGCUGCGCCUCAGGCUUUACUGACCACACAGACCGCCCAGCUGCUGCUGCCGCUGUCCAUCCAGGGCUCCCGUGUCACCUCAGUGCAGCUCCCCGUAGGCAGCCUCAGACUCCAGACUCCAGGACAAACAGGAAUCCAGACUCAGCCUCAGACAGCAUCGGCCACGCUGUCCUCGGGCUUAGCCCAGACUGUACCUCAGAAGCAAGACACUUUCACGCCACAUGUGCUCAGUCAGCCUCAGCAAGUUAGAAAGGUUUUCACAACCUCCGCGUCGAGCGCCGUUCUCCCCUACCCGAGAGCACCGGCCCCAGCGGUCCAGCAGCCCUGUGUUAAUAAGACUCCCCCCAGCGCUCUGCAGCCCAGAAGUGCCCCGCUGCCCUCCCUGCAGAACGGACCUACCACCUCCAGCAAGCCCGGCUCACCCCCGCCACCCCAGCCGUGUGUCGUCCAGCACUCCCUGUUUGGGAGCCCGGUCCCCAAGACGAAAGACCCUCCCCGCUACGAGGAGGCCAUCAAGCAGACACGCAGCGCCCAGUCCUCCCUCCCAGAGAUUUCCAAUGCACACAGUCAGCAGAUGGACGACCUUUUUGAUAUCCUCAUCAAGAGUGGAGAGAUCUCCCUCCCUAUAAAAGAAGAGCCGUCACCCAUCUCCAAAAUGAGACCGGUGACAGCCAGCAUCACCACCAUGCCGGUCAACACAGUGGUGUCCCGGCCACCUCCCCAAGUCCAGAUGGCGCCACCCAUCUCCUUAGAACCCAUGAGCAGUUUGUCCGCCAGCUUGGAGAACCAGCUAGAAGCGUUCUUAGAUGGAACUUUACCUCCGGCCAACGAAAUGGCUCCACUGCCGAGCAGCAGUGAGGACAGAGAGCCCUUCUCUCUGAUCGAGGACCUCCAGAACGAUCUGCUGAGUCACUCGGGUGUGCUGGACCACUCACACUCCCCCAUGGAGACUUCCGAGGCCCAGUUUGCCGCCAGUACGCCCUGUCUGUCACUGGACCUUUCGGACUCGAACUUGGACAACAUGGAGUGGCUGGACAUCACGAUGCCUAACACGUCAGGACUCACUCCCCUCAGCACGACCACCCCCAGCAUGUUCUCCGCUGACUUUCUAGAUCCACAGGACCUGCCGUUGCCGUGGGACUAACAUCGCCGACUUCUCGUUCGAGCCUAUGUCGUUUCAGAAGAUGAAGAUCAUUCUCCAAGGUCAGUUUUUAGAGACAGAUUCAGAGUUGCGCUGUUGCAUUACAAUAUGUUGUCACGGGAAGAGCGGAUAGAUGGUCACAGCCUGGAAACCGAGUGCGAACACAUUUCACGGCGCCCAGCAGUGAAUUUCUCCAACUUAACAGCACAGGGCCUUCUGAAAAGUCACUGGUUACAGAAGACCCACCUGUUUCUCCAGACUUCGGCAGAGAACGAAUAAAGACAUCCAGAAGAGGGACGUGUGCGGGAGAGCAACACGAAGAUGCUCUGGCCGUCCAUGAACUACAUUUACGCCUCCGCGGUCACCUUCAGACCCGACGCUAAAGGCAAACAGCUCCCCUCCACCGAGGGGACAGCGGCCCCUGCAUGCGGCCCGUCCCAGCCACGACCGGAGCUGGGCUGCGGGCGGCAGAGGCCGGGGAGGGCGCCCGCCCAGACAGCGGCCACUGCGGACUUCUGCUUCCGUUCGGAAACCAACAUCGUUUAUCUGUGUCGUCGUUUUGGGAUUUGGGGAAUCUUAACCGUAGCUUCCAGGUUUCAGUUUAAGUGGGAGAUCCUUCACCGUCACCAGACGACGUCUCCAAAACACUGUCCUAAACCAUCCACUGUACAAAGUCCUCGUGUACGGAUAACACUGAAAAUUCUAUUAGCAACCCUCGGGGUUCAGUAGGUGGGUUUUAAUGUGUAUAUGAGACAUCUGUAUAUCCACCCUGACGUUGUGAUUUGUACAGCCUACAUUGGGGUAAGGAAUUGCUAGCCAGCGCUCCUACUUGUUUUAAGAACUCGACUGUUUCUAGAGUCCCUGAGCCAUGUUUUUUUCCAUAUUUACAGAAAUGCUGACUGAUUUUCAGGUAACCAGACCCAUCUCACAGAACAAGGAAGGCUCAGUGUAAAAUAUCCUUCUGAGCUGUUGAGUUGCAAAGAGAGGGCCGAGGAGAAGUGUGCCAGGAGCCCCAAGUGUUCCCGCGGGGGUUCCGGGGGGGAAUCUGGGCAGGCUGGCUGCGGGGCCCAGCUCUGACCACCUCUUCUCUGCCGUUUUCCCCCGACGGCAUCCUUCAGGCUAGUAACUGGAUGUCAUACCCGAGCUCUCACUAGGUUAUCAAGCCGAAGAGGGAAAAACUGGAGGUUUACUAGUCAUUGUUUUAUAUAGAAAAGAAGUUAUCACCCAUUUGCUGAGUAGUUCCUUAAGAAUUUUCUAAGAUGCCAACUAUCACAGGACUUCCAGAAUUAUCUCAAGCUAGUCAUUUAAAGUUAGGACAAAAUGUAAAUAACUUUUCUGAAAAAAACAAAAAAAAACCCUGAAAUCUACCAAAAAAAGUGUGAAGGUGUUUGUUGAAUAAUCUCACCAUGGUCUGCACCUCACGUUCUGUAAACCCAAGGGCCAGGUUGCUUUCUCUGCGUCCUUAAAUGGUGAUGUCCCCACGGUGACGUGCCCGAGCCAACCUGACCCACUGCUUGGAGAGAAUCCGCGCAUCACGGCUGGGUCUGCGCUUUGCCUGAGCACCGAUCUGAUUUCGGUUUGUAGAUCCUCCACGGGAGGAAAGUUUGCUUUUCCAGGAUUCGGCCAGAACAAAGGAGCCCUCCGUUAACUGGCACUUCCCAACUUGAGAGACGUCUGAAGCGUUCGGGGCAGAAGCGGUUACGCUCGGUGUGGUCUGAGGGAGCAGUUUCAAUGCUCAGAAACUGGCAAUCCAGCGCCUGGAGUCCAGUAGCCUGGGUCAGCAGGACGCCGCCGUGGGAGCAAGCCCAAGAGAGUGUCACCCCGGGGGGACGCACGGCCCCAGUGCAUCCCUUCCAGAAGGGCCUGCGUCCGGGAACCGGCUGCCUACUGGGGCAGGUACUUGACUGGGCGUGGUCCUGGCCGUGGGUUUUGUCUGGGGCUCACCUGCUCCGCACGUGGACUCUGGGCUUCAUCUUCACUCAGAUUUCAGUGGCUUCUCAAGUGCACCCCAGAUACCAGUGGGACUGCGGGAGGCAAGUGACCAGCUAGCGCCGUGGACUCUUGCUUGCUAUUUUCACCAUCUUGAGUGGUGCCCGAGAUGCUUUCCCAGCCCUCAGCAUCCCCGCUGCUUUUUCAAACUAAGGCCGGAGACAUGCCGCGGGAAGGGUGCUCUCCAGAAACGCACUGGAGCGCAGACAGCGCCGCCCGCCAGCCUGCUUGCUCUGGACUGGGAGUUCCUUCACGCGUGCGUCCAGACCCUUUCGGACGGGGCUUCCUUGACAGGAAAGGCGAGGAGCCUGCCGACCCGAACUCCACCAGCCCCCACCCGCACCAUUCCGCCGGGCCCUCCCAUCCUGGCGUGGGCGGCCGGCCUGCGGGGCACCGGGCCUCUGUGUUCAAGAUGAGACGUGCAGCAGGUGACAUGACCAAAGACCGUGCUGUCCUCGAGGCCCCUCUGACGGGACUGUCUGCGUUGUCACAGCCGUCAAAGCACAGGGCAGGGCGGCCAGGACGCGCGCAUGUGGUGUAGACGUGGGGGUGUGGCCCGCCGUCUUGCACAAUGUCCCAUUGCCAAGGAAACAACCAUCUCCUGGACAUGCGCUCUCUCCCAUCCAGUCUGACCUCUCCGAAUAUUCCGGAAACACCGUCGCAUGGAGCUUGCGACGGGGUAUGCAGGGGUAUGCAGGUGCCAGCUCCUGUCCUCCCGGCCGGGAGGAAGGGCAAGUUGCCCCAGAGCUUCCCCGGGCUUUGCGAGUCUAGGGGCGGGGGGCUACUGUGUACAUUUCAGCAGCGCGCGUCCAGGGAGCCCCUCCGGGCAUGUUGCUGGGGGUUCACUAGCGUUCUUCCAGAAUUGUGCAAUCUACUGUACAGUACUUGCCACAUAUUUGUACAUAGAUAUAUUCUCAAUUCGUGGGAUUUCUUGCUCAGAUACUCUGUGUUUUAUAGGACUAUUUUUAUAAUACUAGAGAGACCUUAUUUAAGUUUCCUUUUUAAAAAACCCGGUUCUGUGAUCCGUGUAACUGACACUUUAGGAAGUGCGAUUUCAGGAGGCAGUCUGCGGCGGCCCCCGGGCUGCUGCCUGCUGAAAGCAAAGCCACGGUCCUCUGCUAGCGCCCCGGAACUGUGCAGUCCGCAGCCCCCAGUGAUGGGUCAGCAGCCUGUCCCCCCUCUACUCACCAGAGUGGACUCAGGCUUCCUCUGCCCUCCCCCCGCCCCCAAUCAUUCCAGGCCACCCCACGUUCUUCAGCGCCCGUUCCUAAUUCCCAGGCUGAAACCAGCCGCAGCAGCUGGCCCAGCAACUGUCCCCACAAGUGAUGGGACAGUCCCUCUCCUGUCCACAAACGGGUGGGGCCCGAGAGAAGUGCAGGGCAAAGGCGCUCUGGCCGGCACAGCCCCCAAAACCCCUUCAGGCUCUUGCCGGCAGUCACUUGAGAGGGGCAGCCCGCUUCUCCAGGUCCACACACAACCCUCCCUGUUCUGUCACCCCUCUCCGCACACACGUGUCUCCCUGACCCCCCGCAACACAGCAGAACACCGCACUGUCCGCUGCCCUGGAGGCCACAGAAUGAGCCCAGGGGAUCCAAGCACGUUAACUGGAAGGGCUGCUCCGUCGGGGAGCAGAGCUGAGCAGGGCAGGUCUGUGUGUUUGCAGAGCCUCCUACCGUGUCCUGGCUCUUCCGCCAAGCGCUGCGGUCACAACUGGAAAGUAACAAGACGCGGCCGUUCUUCGCCCUGUCUCCAGCCCCGCUCCCGUGCACGCCUGUCCGGGCCACCUGUUCUUGGUGAAGUGACUCUGUCUGCAGGACCACAGGGAGGCCGUGCGUGCCACCACCACCACCCCCCCCCCGCUCCCUCUUCCUUGCCGUAUCCGGUGAGCGCCAGCGGCCCCGCGGAGCCUCUCCCUGUGAUCUGGGUGCGAGGCCAGGACGGCCCAGAGCACGUGUUUACACAGAGCGCUUCCCCCGCCGCACCAACACAUCGCUGUGCUCCGCGAGCCGCGGCCGGGCGGUGUCCCCGCUCCCGGACAACGGGAUGGCCAUCUCAGACCAAAGGUGCUCUCUGGAAUCAGAAUAGGUCCUUGGCGAUAAUCCACGCAGCUUGUCAUGUUCAAAAGAGCUUUGUGCCAACCACUAAGACAAAGCUUUAACCAAGUUCAUAGAAUCACCGAGACCCGUUCACCAUUACCUCUCUACGUUAUGCUGUAAGGAAACUGGCUGACCGGGGAGGAGGAGGGAGCAUUGAGGAAAGGGUUUAGUAUCUACCAAAAGUACUUAACCUCAAGUAACCAAUAGUAAUGCAAACUUGCUUUAAAGGAACCAAAGGCAUUGCCAAGUAUUUGCCAAAAGAAGGCACUUUUUAUUUAAAAUUUGAGACUAACGAUAUCUCAACAGUCAGUCCCAAAAAGGUAAUAAUCCAUUUAAGGUUAUAAUUUUCACAAAGGUGUAGAUAUUUCUCUAUUGUUUUCAUGUAAAAUAGUAUAGAUUUGUUUUGUUGGUUUAAGAAUAAUACAUAUUUAGUAGUAAUACAGUUUCUUCCUAAGUGCAGAUUAGUUUCCUUUUUUCUUGCUUGCAGUCGAAACACAGCGUGAUAGGUGUUUCUCUUCUUAUUUUCAUGGUCACAUUACGUCUUAGCAUCUCACUUUGUGAAAACAAGGAGAAAGAUACCAACCUACAGAGCCCCGCUUACUAAAGCACUAGCUUAAUGAACAAAAAAAUGACGGCAAUUGGGGGGGUCCAUUCAUGUAUUGCCUUUAUGUUGUUUUUUAAAAGAAAACCAUGAUGCCUUUGUAUUUGCUGUUUGCACCCCUGAAAUCAAUUCCGUAUCAUGUUUGGAUGCCAUACAUUUGCACAUGUACUGUACAUAGUAACGCAUACUGUAUUUUUAUAUGUGUGCACAUUUCUCAUCAGAUCUUUUGUACAUAGUGGCAGUAUUGUAGCCGGUCAGGAAACGUUUGAUAUCUCAGCAAUUUUGCAUUUUUGUGUCUCAAAUAAAAAACAUUUUGAUGUA